CUCCCAAACUUCGCUGUCGCAUCGCAUCGCCCUUGUUGUUCCUGGACAGACAGCCUACAUCGCCGAUUCGGUGCCCUUGUUCGCUACAACACCGACCCGCGCCGCGUUCAACGCAACUCGCCGACCGAAUCUUCGCGCCUUUCCUAGCAGACCCAGCAGGCCCAAUUGACCCAACAAACUCGUCGCAACAAUGGCGCGCAUACAGAUCCCGAUAGACGUCCUGACGUCGCGCUUGAACAUUCAGGACCGCCUCGCUAGCAUGCGCUCCGGGUCGCUCGCCAGCCGCUUUUCCAACCUUCGCCCGAUCUCCGAGUUCUUCGACGUGAAGCGCGUCAACAAGCCGGCCAAUUUCGCCGAGAUGCAGUCGCGCGUCAACUACAACCUCGGCCACUUCUCGAGCAACUACGCGGUCGUCUUCGCCAUGCUCUGCAUCUACAGCCUGCUGAGCAACUUCUUGCUUCUCUUCGACAUCAUCUUUGUCGUCCUGGGCAUGUACUUGAUCGGCAAGCUCGACGGCCGCGACCUGGAGGUCGGCCAGCAGCGCCUCACGACGGUGCAGCUGUACACGGGCAUGUACGUCAUCGCCAUCCCGAUCGCGCUUCUCUCGGGUGUCUUCGGCACCAUGAUGUGGUUGAUCGGCGCCAGCGGCGUGGUCAUUCUCGGCCACGCCGCCCUUUUGGACAAGCCCAUCGACGAGGCUUUUUCCGGGGAGGCGGUUUAGGUGGUCGGCCGCGAGCUCCCAAACAUGCGCCCCAAUGGGGAAGACCAUCGAGGCGCGGGAGGAGGAUACACGAGGCGCGCAACGGGGAGGAGGGCGGUUGGUGGGAUCUGGGCCAGCGGGUUGUGGAGGAGCUGGAGAGCGACGAGGACUUUGAUUCGCGCGGCGUUGGGUUGACUUCGAACGCAUUGGGCCAUCGGUUUGUUAGCGAUUCGCUUCGAUUCACGGGGAUAGACUUGGGCGACAGGGACGGUAAAACUCGAUCACGGAAGGCGUUUGCACAGCAAAAUGGGGAGGACGGUGACGAAACUUCGGACGACGACGAUUCGGACUCGGAGCAAGACUCGGAUGAUGGAGAAGACGGCGUCCGGCUACCUCUGCUGGACCCGGAGGAGGAGGCUCUUGCCGACGCUGCGAUGGCACGGAUACGGCGGGCGCAAGCCAAGGGCAGGAAGGAUGUCAAGUUAAGCAAAGAGGAAUUGGCGGCCUACCAGCGGCGACUACAGCGCAUGGAGGUCGAGGAACGCAGACAACGACGGGAGCAGCGGGUUGCCAUCCCUCUCUCACAGCUCGAUCCCGGCUCUCGGCCGAAGAAGACGUCGGCGGAUGGCCACUCGUCGCGGCAGCAAUCCUCGCCGGAGCCGGGAGAGGAUCGACCACCAGGCUACCCUCCGAUGGGCUACUUCCCACCGCCAUCCUCUCGCGCCCGGCAACGCUCCGGAACUACUUCGUCAAGACCACCGAGCCGGGCAGCCACCGAGCGGGAACAUAGCUCAUCGCCGUUUACCUAUUCCUACGUCCAUCGCGUGGAACAUCCGACCGCUGCUCGCUAUCCCUCGGAUCCAUUAGCAAGUAGGCCGCUUUCGCAGUCUCUCGGCAGUGGCGCGUCACCCUCUUCGACGGCCGGCCAAUCCCAAGUUCAGAUGGGCCCAUUUCAAUACGCGACGGCUGGCGCGCAGACUUCGUACCCCCCGGGAGGUGGGUCCCUGCGGAACAGUUUCAUCGAAGUCGAUGACAACCGCGCCGGCUACGGCUCAACGGCGCCGCCGACUCGUGCCGCAAGCAGGCGUCGAAGCACCGACCCCAGAGGCAGUUCGCCAUCCAGCGAGGACGAGGAUGAGGACAGCAAGCAACAGGCUCGCGUCAGCAUGGCGGACAGUCGCAGUCGGCCACGGCCACGCGACAGCGUGGACAGCCGGCGGGAUUUAGCACCCGAACCUCGUCCAUCCCGGGACCGCACCCCGCCGCCUCCAAAGAAAUCCUCAUCCUCCGUUCAGUCACCAGUGAAGCGGAAGUCGGUGGUUGGCGGUGCCAAAUCUGGGCGUCGAAAAGGGAAAUAACACGCCUUCUUCUGUUUCUGGGUCUACUUGGCAACUCCUUGUUUCGCAGUGAUCGAGUUUGAGUGUUACCGUGGCGAAUGAUGGUGCAAAAGGCGGCCGGGUUUGGGUUGCAGUGAUAGACUUGUAUCUGAUUCUUUUUUUCUAAUAGCAUACCUUUGGCCCUCAGAUGUUUUCACGAAUGCAAGUAGUUUGUCGGUUCG
Molecule: messenger RNA, 2258 nt
Organism: Thermothielavioides terrestris NRRL 8126
Lineage: Eukaryota; Fungi; Ascomycota; Sordariomycetes; Sordariales; Chaetomiaceae
Exons: 1
Coding region: 191-721 (176 amino acids)
Cellular component (GO): Golgi apparatus
Source: RefSeq, a predicted model, not a curated record